This is a messenger RNA of Dissoconium aciculare CBS 342.82, 1721 nucleotides long. Its product is annotated as ATP-NAD kinase. Bases 148 to 1518 code for a protein of 456 amino acids. Gene Ontology annotation, biological process: NADP+ biosynthetic process; NAD+ metabolic process. NCBI's taxonomy places the organism in Eukaryota, Fungi, Ascomycota, Dothideomycetes, Mycosphaerellales, Dissoconiaceae. The transcript has 2 exons. The record is from RefSeq and is a predicted model, not a curated record. Gene Ontology annotation, molecular function: NAD+ kinase activity.
CUUUCUAAUGAUAACGUCUCUCUCUCCGUGUAUCGUCAUUUGCACGGGAACUUCCUCCCUCAUCUUUCAUGCGCUUCUUCACCUCUGCGCGCAGAAACCCGUGAUUGCAAAACUUCUGUGCGUGACCAUCACCCAGACCAUGGGAACAUGACGCGAGCAUGGCGAUGUUGGCAGAACACGACUCCCGUGUUGGCCCAUGCCAUCCGUCGUCCCUUUUCUUCGACGUCGGCGAGACGUGAAAUCCGCGAUAUAGCAGAGUUGCCAUCAAGAACCUAUCCACGAUAUCAAGAAACGAGUAAUCAUGAAUUGCUCGCCCUCGGAUGGUCCUCUCCCAUCCGCAACAUCCUCCUCGUGCGCAAGGAGAACGACUCGACCGUCGACGAAGCGCUCAUCGAAUACGCCAACCACAUCCACUCGACCUACCCCAACGUCGCCAUCAUCUUCGAACCGCAAGCCGCGCGACAGCUCCACGGGUCCUUCCCCUUCCCGGUCUACACGUCGAACCACCGCGGCAGCAUCCACUACCACUCCAAGGUCGACCUGACCACCACCCUGGGCGGCGACGGCACCAUCCUCCGCGCCUCCUCGCUCUUCGCCACCGCCAAGAGCGUCCCGCCCAUCCUCUCCUUCAGCAUGGGCACGCUAGGCUUCCUGGGCGAGUGGAAAGUCCACGAAUACAAGCGCGCCUUCCGCGAAGUCUACAUGUCCGGCGCGCCGCACAACAAUCUGAACCCCAAGACCUUCUCCUCCUCUUCGUCAUCAUCGACAUCAUCGUCUCCAUCCUCUGGAGUCGUCGACGACGCACCCGGCUGGGACGACCUCCGCGGGAAAUCCCUCGGCGCCUCGCGGCCCGCGCGGAUCCUGCUCCGCAACCGCCUACGCGUCGGGCUCUUCGACACGGACGGGACUACGCGGCUCCCGCACGAGCCGCCGUUCGCGCACUCCAGCGACGACCCGGCGCGCGGCGAGGACGUCUUCGCGCUGAACGAAGUGCUCCUCCACCGAGGCGCAUCCCCGCACCUGGCGCACAUCACGAUCAAGCUGGGCCUCCCGGGCUCGCAGCGCACGCUCACGACGGCGAUCGCGGACGGGGUGCUGGUCAGCACGCCGACGGGGUCGACGGCCUACAGCCUGUCGAGCGGCGGGGCGAUCGUGCACCCGCUGGUGUCGUCGAUCCUGCUGACGCCCAUCUGCCCGCGGAGCCUGUCCUUCCGGCCGCUGGUGCUGCCCGCGCACGGCGCCGUCACGCUGUACAUCGAGGCCGCGAGCCGCGGCGAGGAGCUGGAGGUGUCGGUGGACGGGGUGCGGCGGCGGGAGCGGCUGCGGGCGGGCAUGGAGGUGCGGGUCGUGGGCGAGGAGGUGCGGUCGGAGGGCCCGCCGGGGGCGCGCGACUGGGCGCGGGGCGGGGUGCCGAUCGUGGUGCGGUCCGGGGGCGGCGGCGCCGCGGAGGGCGAGGACCACUGGGUCGGCGGGCUGAAUUCCCUCUUGAAGUUCAAUUAUCCCUUCGGGGAGGAGUGAAGGGGUUGAGAUAUCCCCUCCCUUGUUUUUCUUUUUCGGAAGAUGUGCGAUGAGAGGCCCGAAGGGAGACUUCCCCUACUCCGAUUGGGGAAAUCUAUUAUGAUGGGAAAAAGGGAGAGAGAGAGAGACAGAUGAUAAGAAUGAUAAUGAUACAUCGCGACGUCGUCGGAAGAGGCGGCCGCGGUGGUAGAUAGGUAGAUAGG